UUUUUUUUUAAAAAAAAUAUCUGUAUAUUGUUCCUUUUUUUUGUGCUUGUUAACAAUUGAAUCAAAAUGUCUUGGAUUCAAACAAAUACAUUAUAUGUUUCGGCAUCACUAUUUUGUUUACCAUUACUAGUAUUAUGUAUCUUUAUAAGUUUGCCCUUUUUAAUCUUUAUUACAGUUAUCCUGUACCUGAAUGCAUGGUUCACAUAUUAUAUGCACGCACAAACUGAUAUAACCAGUUUAAAAUUACCUUUAAAUCCAAGCCGAAUCAUGAAAAUUAAUCUGGCAGCAUUUGAUUUCUAUCGGGGUUGGAUAAAGUGUACACCUUUAGUCAUCUCUUAUCUGUAUUGGCGGUUUUGGGAAAUAGGUUCAUCACAACGUUUUAAACAAAUUGUGAGUUUAAAUAUUCCAUAUUAUGGAAAUUGUAAAUUAGAUAUUUAUCAUCCAGAAAAGAAAACAAAAGGACGACAAGAAGAAAAGAAGAGGUUAUUAUCUCCUAUUGUAAUCUUUAUUUAUGGUGGUGGAUGGGGCUCUGGUAAUAAAAUGAUUUAUUCUACCUUGGCAAAUACUUUACGUGAAUUAGGUUAUGUUGUUAUUGUACCUGAUUAUCGUAAAUAUCCAGAAGUUAAGAUUAAUGAAAUCUACAAAGAUAUACGUGAAGCUAUUAAAUGGAGUUAUAAGCAUGCAUUAGAAUUUAAUGGUGAUCCGGAGCAAAUCUAUCUUAUGGGACAUAGUGCAGGUGCUCAAUUAGCAGCACAAGUUGUCUUAUCAGAUGUAAUUGAGCAAGUUAAAUAUGAUCAAGAUAUUCAUUCAAAUCAAGAAGCUAUAACUCCACCUAAUACAAGUGAAAAGCAUGAUCCAAUUAUGGAAAAAAAGAUAGAUCAUCUUUACAAACAUCAUAUGUUAUUUAGUAAAGAUAAAUCAAAUGAUUUCUUACCACUUGUUGAAGGCUUAAUAUUAUUUUCUGGCGUUUAUGAUGUUGCAUCACAUUAUAUUCAUGAAACAUCAAGAGGUGUAGAAACAAUAUCAGCUAUGGCAAGAGUAAUGGGAAUGACAGAGGAAGGAUACGUUGCAAACUCGCCUCUUCAUCUGAUUGAAACGAAUUCAACCUUAUUUUCUAAUUCAGAAGAGCUUUUAGAUUUAUGGCCUAGAAUAUUAUUUGUACACGGACAAAAGGAUCUAACAGUUGGUAUGGAUCAAACGGCUAAUAUCUUUAAUACCCUUGGUCAAGUAUUUCCUUUUGAACGUCGACAAGAAGUAGAUGUCAGAAUGAGAUUAUAUAAGCGUAUGGGUCAUUCUGAUCCUAUAUUAUGUCUUAUGCCAAAUCUAUUUUAUAAAAAUAACGAAAAACAAUUAAUAUUAAGAGAUAUUCAAGAAUUUAUUAACUUGUCAUCAUUACAAUAAUAAAUAAAUUUUAUAAACUUGAUAGGAAA
Cokeromyces recurvatus is the source of this 1430-nucleotide messenger RNA. Its product is annotated as Alpha/Beta hydrolase protein. Bases 67 to 1401 code for a protein of 444 amino acids. The record is from RefSeq and is a predicted model, not a curated record. The transcript has 6 exons. NCBI's taxonomy places the organism in Eukaryota, Fungi, Mucoromycota, Mucoromycetes, Mucorales, Mucoraceae.